Molecule: messenger RNA, 1104 nt
Organism: Coccomyxa subellipsoidea C-169
Lineage: Eukaryota; Viridiplantae; Chlorophyta; Trebouxiophyceae; Coccomyxaceae
Exons: 5
Coding region: 1-1104 (367 amino acids)
Biological process (GO): alpha-tubulin acetylation
Cellular component (GO): microtubule
Molecular function (GO): tubulin N-acetyltransferase activity
Source: RefSeq, a predicted model, not a curated record
AUGGAGUUGCCCCCCACGAGCUUGAUCCUUGUGCCAGCUCAGCGGCUUAGUCACCUGCAGGCGUGCACACAGAGGCCCACUCACAAGGGAAGCAGCGGAGCUGUGAAGGUCUUCUACCAAGUGACAGCAAAGGGCAGCUACAAGGAUAUCAUCAGGCAGCAGAUGAGCGGCCUGAUCCUGAGCGGCCUCUAUGGAAGGGCAGCAAUAAUCCAUGCUUUCGUCUUGGCAGACACCAGGGAGGACCUGGCAGCAGCUGCUGAGCUGCUGUCAGAGUUCGGGCGGAAGGUGCAGGUCAUGGAGCAGAGCCUGGAUGGCACCAGGAUGGAACGCCUCACGCUGGAGAACAUUGCUUCCCUUGUGCACGAGCAGGACAGGGUCUUCUACAUGCACUCCAAGGGCGUCACAUACGAUGCCAGCAGCGAGAUUGGCAUAAAUGCCUUCUGGUGGUCACUCUUCAUGCAGUACCACCUGAUCCAGGGGCAUGCCAAGUGCAUAGCUCUGCUGGACAGCUAUGACGUGGUUGGGGUGAAGAGGGAAAACAUGCAGAGGGCCGAUGCAAAGCCAGGCUACCAUUUCAGUGGCAACUUUUGGUGGGCCACAGGGGCAUAUUUGUUGACUCUUAACCCCAAGAUUGGGGAUCUGUACCAUGAUCCUGAGCUGUUCAUAGGGUCCAAUGCGCCCAAGUUCUUCUCGCUGUGGCAGAUCCCCACCAAGGAUGGCAGGGCUUUCUUGACGCAUGAGAAGGAGACGGUGGCUUCCAUAGCAUUUGAUACUCCGUCGCAAAAGCUUCUCGGCUUUCUGAAGACGCACUACGGUCUUGUCCAUUACACACCUCAGGACAACAAGUUUGUGGUGUUUCCCGAGUUCUGGACUGUGACAGCGAAGCAGCAGACCAUGGUCCGGCAUGCAGCCUCAAGCAGCAGCAAAUGGACAAGUGUGGCGGCUCGGCCGCUCACGCCGCCGCGCAGCAGGCGCAUCGCUUCUGCUCGGCAAUCCUCAGAGAUCAAUGUCGGCUCCCCGCGAUCCGCCCAGAAUGGAGCAGCGAGGACCCUCAAUGGCAGCGCAAUGAAUGGCCAUGUCAGAAAUGGGCCCGGGCCCGCCUGA